Molecule: messenger RNA, 951 nt
Organism: Engraulis encrasicolus (European anchovy)
Lineage: Eukaryota; Metazoa; Chordata; Actinopteri; Clupeiformes; Engraulidae
Product: cyclin-dependent kinase 5 activator 1-like
Exons: 1
Coding region: 1-951 (316 amino acids)
Biological process (GO): brain development; axon guidance
Cellular component (GO): cytoplasm; growth cone; protein kinase 5 complex
Molecular function (GO): protein kinase binding; cyclin-dependent protein serine/threonine kinase activator activity
Source: RefSeq, a predicted model, not a curated record
AUGGGUACUGUGCUGUCCCUGUCCCCCAGCUACCGCAAGGCCGCUCUCUUUGAGGACGGCCCGGCGACGGUGGGGCCCUACACGGCCGUCCAGAACAGCAAGAAUGCCAAGGAGAAGCCCCUGAAGCGCCAGUCGCUCAUCCUGACAUGGAAGCGCAUCGUGGUGGUGUCCACCAAGCGGAAAGGCUCCAAGAAGCUGCCCUCGGGAGACAGCCAGGACGAGGGGGGCAGCAUCAGCCAGCUCAACAGCCAGAACCUGAAGAAGUCCCAGUCCUGCGCCAACCUCUCCUCCUUCGCCGCUCAGGACCCCGCCUCGGCUGCUGCCGCCGUCGCCGUCGCCAUCCCCACCUCCAAGACCACCUCCAACAUGGUGGCCGCGGCCAAACGGACCUCGCUUACCGGCUCGGUCUCGGGCCAGCCCAACACCAACGCCGGCACGCCCAAGCGCGUCAUCGUCCAGGCGUCCACCAGCGAGCUCCUGCGCAGCCUGGGUGAGUUCCUGUGCCGCCGCUGCUACCGGCUGAAGCGCCUGUCGCCCGCCGACCCCGUGCUGUGGCUGCGCAGCGUGGACCGCUCCCUGCUCCUCCAGGGCUGGCAGGACCAGGGCUUCAUCACGCCGGCCAACGUGGUCUUCCUCUACAUGCUGUGUCGCGACGUCAUCUCGGCCGAGGUGGCCAGCGAGCGCGAGCUGCAGGCCUCGCUGCUCACCUGCCUCUACCUGUCCUACUCCUACAUGGGCAACGAGAUCUCCUACCCGCUGAAGCCCUUCCUGGUGGAGGCGGAGAAGGAGGCCUUCUGGGACCGCUGCCUGGAGAUCAUCAACCGCAUGAGCACCAAGAUGCUGCAGCUCAACUCGGACCCGCACUACUUCACGCAGGUCUUCGCCGACCUGAAGAACGAGAGCCAGAAGGAGAAGGAGGACAGCCGGCUGCUGAUCGGACUCGAUCGAUAA